Toxotes jaculatrix (banded archerfish) is the source of this 5532-nucleotide messenger RNA. It is a transcript of the gene nrd1a, whose product is annotated as nardilysin a (N-arginine dibasic convertase). The coding region runs from base 92 to 3487 and encodes 1131 amino acids. The record is from RefSeq and is a predicted model, not a curated record. The transcript is spliced from 31 exons. Gene Ontology annotation, biological process: proteolysis. Gene Ontology annotation, molecular function: metalloendopeptidase activity; metal ion binding. NCBI's taxonomy places the organism in Eukaryota, Metazoa, Chordata, Actinopteri, Toxotidae.
GGAGACGCUCGCUUUCACAUAUGCAGAGGCCCCUUGUGCUGUGAACAGGGAAGAAGCCCGCAGUGCCAAAGUCUCAUCAUCUCUGCUGAGGAUGCCGCAGACAAACAAGUCCAGAAACGCCCCGACGUCUGACUCUUCGGGCUCAGUCCAAGCAGGAGCCGCAGCAGAAGAUCCGGAGCCGGUGUCCCGGGAGGUGAACCUAGCUGCGGGAGAUGCAGGGGGAGGAGGAGAGGAUAAUGUCGGAGACAGCGAGAUCACCAAAUCCCCCAGUGACCCCAAACAGUACAGGUACAUUGUGUUGGAGAACGGGCUGCGAGCUCUGCUCAUUUCAGACUACAGUGGUCCAGCAUCCUCAGAAGACGAGGACACAGAUGGAGAAGAUGAAGGGGAAGAAGAAGAAGAAGAAGAGGAGGAGGAGGAGGGGGAGGAAUCUGGAGAUGAAACAGGGGAUGAGUCUGGGGAAGACGACGACGACGAGAAGGGCAGUGAUGACGAUGAAGAUGAUGACAUGGAGGGGAAGAAGAGGAAAGGAAAUGCAGAGAAACAGUCUGCAGCUGCACUGUGUGUUGGCGUGGGCAGCUUCAGUGACCCCAGUGACCUCCCCGGCCUCGCCCACUUUCUGGAACACAUGGUGUUCAUGGGUAGUGAGAAGUACCCCUCAGAAAACGGCUUUGAUGCGUUCCUCAAGAAGCACGGAGGGAGCGACAAUGCUUCCACCGAUUGCGAGAGGACCAUCUUCCAGUUUGACGUCCAGAGGAAAAGCUUCAAAGAGGCUCUUGACAGGUGGGCUCAGUUCUUCAUCUGCCCCCUGAUGAUCCGAGAUGCCAUUGAUAGAGAGGUGGAAGCCGUUGACAGUGAGUACCAGCUGGCUAAGCCGUCUGACUCCCACAGGAAGGAGAUGCUGUUUGGCAGUCUGGCCAAACCUGGACACCCUAUGGGCAAGUUCUGCUGGGGGAAUGCGCAGACACUGAAGCAGGAGCCAAAGAAGAAGAAGAUCAAUGUCUAUAAGCGGCUGCGUGCCUUCUGGAAGAAACACUACUCUGCCCACUACAUGACUCUGGCUGUGCAGUCAAAAGAGAAGCUGGACACUCUGGAGGAGUGGGUGAGAGAGAUCUUCAGCAAGGUGCCUAACAAUGGUCUGCCCAAGCCAGAUUUCUCUGAUAUGCUGGAUCCUUUUGAGACACCAGCCUUCAACAAGCUCUACAGAGUCGUUCCUGUUCGGAAGGUUCAUGCUUUGAAUAUCACCUGGGCUCUUCCUCCUCAGGAAAAACACUACAGAGUGAAGCCUCUCCACUACAUCUCUUGGCUGAUUGGCCAUGAAGGCACAGGAAGCAUCCUCUCAGUGCUCAGGAGGAAGUGCUGGGCCCUGGCUUUGUUUGGAGGAAACAGUGAAACUGGCUUUGACCAAAACACCACCUACUCCAUCUUCUCCAUCUCCAUCACCCUCACCGAUGAAGGAUUCCAAAACGUCUACCAGGUGACUCACCUGGUGUUCCAGUACCUGAAGAUGCUGCAGACACGUGGACCACAGCAAAGAAUAUACGAAGAGAUUCAGAAGAUUGAAGCGAAUGAGUUUCACUAUCAGGAGCAGAUUGACCCAAUAGAAUAUGUUGAGGACAUCUGUGAGAACAUGCAGGUGUUCCCUAAAGAAGAUUUCCUAACAGGAGAUCAGCUGAUGUUUGAGUUCAACCCAGAAGUGAUCAAUGCAGCUCUGUCCCUCCUCACCCCUGAGAAAGCCAACCUGAUGCUGUUGUCACCAGAACAUGAGGGCCAGUGUCCCCUCAGGGAGAAGUGGUUUGGCACACAAUACAGCGUGGAGGACAUCCAGCAGGAGUGGAUGGAGCUCUGGACAGGACACCUGGAGCUGAACAAUGACCUCCACCUUCCCGCUGAGAACAGGUUCAUCGCCACUGACUUCACCCUGAAGCUGUCUGACUGCCCAGACACAGAAUUCCCUGUCCGGAUAGCCGACAGCGACAGGGGCUGCCUGUGGUACAAGAAGGACAACAAAUUCAAAAUCCCAAAAGCCUACAUCAGAUUCCACUUAAUCUCUCCUGUAAUCCAGCAAUCUGCUAAGAACAUAGUCUUGUUUGACCUGCUGGUCAACAUCCUGGGCCACAACCUGGCAGAGCCGGCCUAUGAGGCUGAAGUGGCCCAGCUGGAGUAUAAACUGGUGGCCGGUGAACACGGCCUGGUCAUCAAGGUCAAAGGAUUUAACCACAAACUGUCUCUGCUGUUCCACCUGAUCAUUGACCACCUGGCUGAUUUCUCUGCCUCCCCUGACGUCUUCAGCAUGUUCUCAGAGCAGCUCAAAAAAACUUACUUCAACAUCCUCAUUAAACCUGAGAAACUCGGCAAGGACGUUCGUUUGUUGAUCUUAGAGCAUUCCCGCUGGUCCAUGGUAGAGAAGUAUCAGGCUCUGACGGCCGGUCUGACCAGCGAUGAGCUGAUGGAGUUCAGCCGGAGCUUCAAGGCCGAGCUAUACGCGGAGGGACUGGUACAGGGCAACUUCAGCAGCACUGAGUCAGUGCAGUUCCUGCAGUAUGUCACAGACAAGUUGCAGUUCUCCAAGUUGCCAGCAGAGGUGCCGGUGAUGUUCAGAGUGGUGGAGAUUCCUCUGAAGCACCACAUCUGCAAAGUCAAAUCACUCAAUAAGGGAGACGCCAACUCUGAGGUCACUGUUUACUACCAGUCUGGCCCCAAGGCCUUAAGGGAGCACACACUGAUGGAGCUAUUAGUGGUGAGUACUGAAGUGUUUUAUUUCCUUUCCAGUCCAUCACAUCAUCCCUUCAUCCUUUACUGCAUUGUUGUUGCUGUCGUUUUUCAGAUGCACAUGGAGGAACCCUGCUUUGACUUCCUCAGGACCAAAGAGACUCUGGGGUACCAUGUCUACCCCACCUGCAGAAACACCUCAGGUGUGCUGGGUUUCUCUGUCACCGUGGAAACACAGGCCACCAAGUUCAAUACCGAGCUGGUGGAGUUAAAGAUUGAAGAGUUCUUGGCUUCAUUCGGGGAGAAGCUCAAUGCUCUCACUGAGGAGGCCUUUAAUACUCAGGUGACUGCUUUAGUGAAGCUAAAGGAGUGUGAGGACACACACCUCGGGGAGGAGGUGGACAGGAACUGGGCCGAGGUGCUUACACAGCAGUAUGUGUUCAACAGGCUCAACAGAGAGAUCGAGGCUCUGAAGCAGAUGACCAGGGCUGAGCUGGUCUCCUGGUUCCAAGAACACAGAGCACAGAACAGCCGCAAACUCAGCGUGCAUGUGGUGGGAUUUGGUGCUGAAGAGAAUGAUGAUGAGGGCGGUGGUAAAAAACAUGAAGGAGAGGGCAGCAAAGAGGAGGAUUUAAGUGGCUCUACGUACGGCGAGGUGUCUAAACUCACCUUCCUUCCUGCCUCACCCAAGUUGGCAGGUGCCAUUGCCAUCAUGGAUAUUCCUGCCUUCACUGAAGGCCUGCCCCUCUUCCCCUACCACAAGAUACUUGAAUAAACUCGUACUCAGACUAUGAGACGGGCCAGAUGGCUGAGCUUUGCCUCUUACUGAGCCUCGUUUGGGGACACUGGCUCAUUAGAGAUGCAGGCACUUAAUAUGUGGAGGUGAAGGGAGGUUGAAACAGCUUCGGCUUCUCUCUGGACCUGGAUUCUGUCUCUGGGGCCCAGCUGUAGAUUUUACUUACACUGUGUGCAUAAGCAAAAAGCCUGGAAGUGAUGAUAGAGUUUUCUUUUAGCUAAGUGAUAAUCUAUUCUGUUUUCUCACACUCAAUUAUUUUCUAUCCUCAGACAGUGGGAGUGUGGAAGCGCUCUCUUUCUUUCUCUAUCCCACACUGACUGAAAAUCUUUGAAUCGGAUUCUCAUUUAUUUGGUUCCCUGAGCUCUGCUGCUAUUGCAACACUGAAAUCCUGUCUUUUUACACUGUUUGUGCUGGGGCCCAGACUGAGUUUACUACCAUUUUAAAAUCAACUGUGAAAACUGUGGACUUGCCGAGUCCUUUGAACUCCAGAUGUAUGUGUUUGAGUGAUAGUGUGCUGGAUUUCAAGCUUUGCCGUGCGCUACUGUUAUUAGCUGACCUGGAUUGUGCCAUAGUAUAAAACUGCAAAGAAAUAAAUCAAUGACUGAUGAGUGAAUGAAUUAAGCCUACAGAAAACAUACUUUUAUCUAUUAGAUUGUCUUUAUACUAGAAGUAGGAUAUAAAUCUAUUGAAAUACGAGACUGAAAUUCGAUUUGUUUUGAUUUUUUUUUGUGUGCAUUUUCUCUAAAAUUCAGUUUAUUUUGAUUUUUUUGGUGCUUUUUUCCCUGUCAGCUUGUACUAAAGCUGGAAGGAAUUUAAAUUUACACCAUUGUGACAUUUUGUUUAUUUUUCUUUUCUGUAAAUGUCAGCUUAACUGACACACCAAUUUUCUUGACAUACAAAUUAUGUUAAAAAACACUACUAGCAAUAUAGAUGAAUUUUGCUAGGAUGCACUGUCUGACAAAGGCCGAGGUCUGUUUAAAUUCAAAAGCACGCUGAUGACUCAGUUUGCCAUCGGCUGUUUAAUUUAAGCCUCUUUUAUGUAUGUUAAAAUUGUUACUCAGUCUCUCCACCUUUUCCCUGAAGAAAAGGUUGUUGCAGGCGAUACUGUGUGGGCUUGUGGCUGGUGACACUCUGCACUAUUGAAUGUAAUUAAAAACUAAUCCAGAGCCCAGCACAGCAGAGCGUGUUAACAGACCUGACUAAUAUGCCCACAGGAAGGUCUCAUAGUGUAGCACAGUCUUCGCCUGCAGUGUCCUCACAUUCUGUAUAAUGAUAAACGAUGGAUGGCGAACCAGCUUGUCCACAUAAAUAGUACAAGCUCUGUGUGCACUGCAGGUCUACUGUAUGGGCUUGUUCAACAUCUCAUUCCAAACCCAUGACAAUUAAUGUACUGUUGUAACCAUCUCCACUCUUUUGGACCUGCAGGACAGUCAACUUCUUAUUUUUUUCUUCAAUUUUUUUCAUCUUGUGCACAAAGGUAAUUUUACUUAGUUAAAUAAGUAAAGAAAGGGUUUUGUAACUGUUGGCGCAAAGCUGGACCCACUGUCCGAAAUAUCAUCAAAAGCAGCUGCAAAACCUUAAACCUGCAUUAACUAUUUUUGGCCACUUGGGGGCAGUGGAUUCAAGCUACAGGUUAAAGACAACUGACAUUAUCACCAAUGGUGAACCUGUUAGCUAGAUGGGUAUUUACGCAUCCAUAAUUUGGAGUGUGUUUCUGUUGACCUGGUGAGUGUAAAUCCGAUACUCACUCUUUUAGCUCUGUUUUGGUCCCCACCCGCCGACAUUAGUCUGUUGGUUUUUAGAGCUUGAAUAUCAGUUUAAUUUAAUCUUUUGGAUAAUGCCACAUUAAGCAUUUAAAGUAUUCACUUAUACGAAUAGAUGUCAACUUUAACAAGAAACAGGAAGUUAAAAGUUCCCCAGGAUUCAGUUAGUUACACUUUGGGCUACAACAACCUUUUUUUUUCUCCUGGAUUUACAAAGAGCGUCUUUUUUCUACAAUUUCCAAGCAGUAUUGUAGACGUUUA